This is a messenger RNA of Brugia pahangi, 222 nucleotides long. The record is from the annotation of a GenBank genome assembly. Lineage: Eukaryota; Metazoa; Nematoda; Chromadorea; Rhabditida; Onchocercidae.
AUGCUAGGACCUGUAUACACAUUCUUCGCAAUAUCACCGAAAGAAACGCAUUCUCCAAUUUCCAACUUAUUUGCUGCUGCCUCAAUUAGAGCACUGAAGCCCGGGGGCGGUCCAAAGCGCAAACGUCCUUCUAUACCACCGAACAUAAAGCGACAACUGAAAUGUGACUUCUUGUAUUUCCGAAGUAAUGAACAAGACAUCUUCUCACAAUUACACGAUUAA